Molecule: messenger RNA, 1281 nt
Organism: Salvia miltiorrhiza (redroot sage)
Lineage: Eukaryota; Viridiplantae; Streptophyta; Magnoliopsida; Lamiales; Lamiaceae
Product: chloride conductance regulatory protein ICln
Exons: 8
Coding region: 427-1122 (231 amino acids)
Biological process (GO): cell volume homeostasis; mRNA cis splicing, via spliceosome; chloride transport
Cellular component (GO): pICln-Sm protein complex; plasma membrane; cytosol
Source: RefSeq, a predicted model, not a curated record
CCCCGCCAAACCCGCCGCCCACCAUUUCUUUUUCUUUUUCUUCUCUCCUCCAUUCUCUGCCAAGGUUCUCUUCCAGAUUUCGUUUUUAUUUUAUUUUAUGGGCGCGUGAUUCUCACGUAGAAGCCCAUUUCUCCUUCGUGCCUCGACACCAAGCUUCGUUCCGCCCUCGAGCCAUACAGCUGCGCCAGCCCGCCACCCUGCUCUUCACGCCAGCUCGUUUAGGCACAAUUCGGGGAUAAUGAUUUGCAUCUUAUAAGUCUUAAAGUAUUUCAUCAUCUACUGCAAAAAAAAAAGGAAAGUAUUUCAUCAUCAUUUCGUUUCCAUUUGCAAAGAGACCGCCUUUUUAGUUUUAAAUAAAACAAAAAUAGUUUUGUCUCUCCAAUUUUAACCCUCCAAAAGCUCUCCGACCCUAAAUACCACCGGCAAAUGGCCUCUGCGAUUCGACUGGUGACUGAAAGAAUUGGCGAUGGCGUGGGACAACCAUUUGUUGACGCCAAUCACGGCGAGGAGCUAAUGCACGUGCAGCACGACGUCUCUAUCGUCCUUGGCAGCAGCAGCCGGCCGCCCGAGUCCCCCGGCACACUCUACAUCACCACCAGGCAAGUAGUUUGGUUGAGCGACUCGGAUAGGGCGAAAGGCUAUGCCGUGGACUUCAUUUCGGUGUCGCUUCACGCUGUGUCCAGAGAUCCUGAGGCUUACCCUUCUCCUUGUAUCUAUGCACAGAUUGAGAAUGGGGCUGAGGAAGAUGAAUUGGAAGAUUCAGAGUCUGAAAGUGAUGAUACGUUGAACUUGUCCAAGAUAACUGAGAUGAGAUUUGUGCCUUCAGAUCCUAAUCAAUUGGACACACUUUUUGCAGUAUUCUGUGAAUGUGCUGAGCUAAAUCCUGAUCCAACUGAAGAGGAAGGGAGUGAAAAUAAUUGGAUUUUCAGUGCCAAUCAACUGGAAUUUAAUGCUGCUGAGGAUGAUGACUCGGAAUGGGCUGCCCACCAAAAUCCAGCCCAUCCAAUUGGUGCCAAUGGAAAUCUUGACUUGGCUCAUGCAGUGGUGCAGCUUCAGAUAAAUGAUCGUCGCUUUGAGGAUGCAGAGGAAAUGGAGCAGGAUAGUAAAAAUGGUCAUCUCUAGACUGUGAUAAGGUUCGCUCAUUUUGAGCUUUGUGGACACAACUAUGUUGUAUGGUAGAAAAUUUGUAGAUUUUGUGAUAAUAUCUCUAUAAAACCUUUCACUGACUACAACUGUUGAGUAGAAUCUAUUAUCUGAUGCAUCCUAUCUUAUGGUGUUAAA